This is a messenger RNA of Toxorhynchites rutilus septentrionalis, 1413 nucleotides long. RefSeq lists its product as uncharacterized. Gene Ontology annotation, molecular function: nucleic acid binding. The transcript has a single exon. Gene Ontology annotation, biological process: DNA integration. NCBI's taxonomy places the organism in Eukaryota, Metazoa, Arthropoda, Insecta, Diptera, Culicidae. The record is from RefSeq and is a predicted model, not a curated record. The coding region runs from base 1 to 1413 and encodes 470 amino acids.
AUGCCUGAUCCGCUUAAUUCGUCGGAUCUUCGAAGAGCAGAAAACUUCUUAUGUCGUUUAGCGCAAGCCGAAAUGUUUGCUGAGGAAAUUUCCAACCUUACAAGUGGGGAACGAGUCGCGAAAAAUUCGCCACUCAAAUGGUUGAACCCAUUCAUCGAACGAGACAAAAUCCUUCGUGUCGGUGGCCGGUUAAGCGACGCUCCACUGACGACCGAAACCAAACAUCCACUCGUCCUCUCUGCUAAGCAUCCGCUCUCUGCUUUGUUGGCUAGUCAUUAUCAUUUGAAGCUACUGCAUGCAGGUCCACAACUCAUGCUCGCUACUCUCCGCCAGAAGUAUUGGAUUCUGGGCGGAAGAAACUUGGUUAAAUCCGUCUUUCACCAUUGCCACACUUGCUUCAAAAGCAAGCCCACACUAGUCCAACAAAGCACAGCCGAUUUGCCAGCAUCGAGAGUCUCGCCAACCAGACCAUUCUUUGUUUGCGGAGUGGACUACUGCGGUCCAUUUUUUAUAAAGCCACCUGUGAAAAAGCGCGGUCCCACCAAGGCCUAUGUGGCCAUUUUUGUCUGCUUCUCCACCAAGGCAGUUCACAUAGAGUUGGUGAGUGACCUGUCCACCCCAGCGUUUCUAGCUGCACUUCGCCGCUUAGUUGCUCGUAGAGGAAAAAUAUCAGAAUUGAAUUCUGACAACGCCACGGCAUUUAAGGGCGCAUCGAAUGCACUACAUCGCAUCUAUCGCAUGCUGAAGGUCGACGAGGAUGAACGAAGACUCAUAUUCGACUGGUGUGCCGACAACGAAAUUCGUUGGAAAUUUAUUCCGCCCCGCGCACCGCAUUUCGGCGGUCUCUGGGAGGCCGCGAUAAAAUCGGCGAAACUACAUAUGCUGAAGACUAUAGGAAAUGUCAACAUAUCGUACGAGGACAUGCUGACACUAUUGGCACAAGUUGAGAUGUGUCUUAACUCUCGUCCUCUCACCCCGAUGCCGCAGGAUCCGUCCGAUCUGGAGGUCCUUACACCAGGACACUUUCUGAUAGGUGAAAAUAUGCAAUCCGUUCCAGAGGUAGACCUAAUGAGGACUGCAGACAACCGUUUGGAUAACUGGGAAUUAACCCAGAAGAGGUUCCAAGUCAUCUGGUCGCGGUGGUAUCCAGAGUACCCUCAGCAGCUGCAGUCACGUGCUACCAAAGGAUGUAAUCCACCUGUUUCCAUCGAAGAAGGACGGAUAGUCAUCAUCAAGGAGGACAAUGUUCCCUCAGCUAAAUGGCCUCUUGAAAAAAUCACCAAGCUUCAUCCCGGAAAGGAUGGUGUAGUCCGGGUGGUCACCCUGAGGACUGCAUCAGCCAAGGUAGUCGUUCGCGCUGUAUCCAAGAUUGCUCUCCUUCCGGUACUCUCCCAGUCAUCGAGCAUCGAAUAA